Messenger RNA from Cuscuta campestris, 671 nucleotides. Lineage: Eukaryota; Viridiplantae; Streptophyta; Magnoliopsida; Solanales; Convolvulaceae. The record is from the annotation of a GenBank genome assembly.
CAUCCCCUAAAGAUUCCUUUCUUGCUCAGAUCUUCUUUCAUUUCAGAUUUCAAGUUUAUACAAAAUUAAAUGGCAACCGCCGAUUCCCAGAAGUUCCACGUGCUCGCCGUCGACGACAGCGUCAUCGACCGGAAGCUGAUCGAGAGGCUGGUGAGGGCGACUUGCUCCGGCGACGAGGUGACCGUGACGGUGGUGGAUUCCGGGACGAAGGCCCUCCGUGUGGUGGAGGAAGCGGAGGUGAAUCUGAUCAUCACCGAUUACACCAUGCCCGGAAUGACCGGCUACGAUCUGCUCCGGGAGAUCAAGGGCUGCUCCGCCUCCAAACACAUCCCCGUCGUGGUGGUGUCGUCGGAUGACGUCCCGUCGAGGAUUCGCAGCUGCCUGUCGGAGGGCGCCGAGGAGUUCUGCCUCAAACCCGUCCGCCUCUCCGACGUCAAGCCGCAUCUCUUGAACGCCGCCUGCAGAGGAAGGCCGGCGGCCGGACUGACUCCUGCAGUUUGCGGGACCGUUUGAGUCAUCCAGAUCUGGGAAUCAGUUGCCCGGUCCGUGCAUUUCCAUUUCUAAUGUGUAUAUAUGAAAUGAAUGUUUGAUAUGAAUUUCAAGAAAUGGGCGAUUUUGUUACGGAGUACAGUAUUAUUUUGAAAUUUAAUUAGUAAAAUCGCUGUUCUCAG